GAGUUAAGAGAGAAAGGGAUUCAACAGGUAACUAAAAAAAAUACUUUGCAAAGUGGAGUUUCAACAGUUUAAAAAAUAGAAGAAAUUUGAGUAUUCAAUUUAACAUACUACUUUUUUUCAAUUAUGUCAAUUAGAAGAAGAACGACAAUUAACAUGGGGAUGGGGAUUCGUUGGUGGCCCCAUCACCACAGAAGAAGACCCUGAGGGUCAGAGCGAUUUUAAUAGUGGUUAUCAUUCCGCUGAAACUGAGAUCAUUUCAGAUUCAGAAGAUGAUCUAUUCUUUUUAGAUGGUGAGUUAGCAGCCACUUAUCAUUGUAAAUAAAUUAUAAAGUUCAGGAUCAAGGCAAUUACAUUUACAGAAGUGUUACCCAGUGGCCGGGAUAAUGAAGAGAGAGGAGAGGAAGUGGACGAGGAGGAAGAGGGAGAGAUUGAAUACUGGAGCGAAGAGGAGUUGGGAGAAGAAUGGGAGCAGUGGGAAUUUGUAGAGGAAGAUGAUGUGGAGGAGGACCAAGAGUACGAGGAAGAUGAAGAGGAGGAGGAAGACGAAGAGAAUGAUAAUGAGGAGGAGAGGGAGGAAGAAGAAGGCAAGGAGGAGGAGAAGGGAGAGGAGAAUGUGCCAGUGUUCCCAUUGACCCGUGCGUUGUCUGUUUUACCAGACCACGCAAUGCAAGCUUCAUUCAUGGCGACACAGGACACCAAGUUUGUUGUUUUGAAUGCGCUUUAAGGUUGAAAAAUGAAAAAGAGAGAUGUCCUGUGUGCCGGAAAAAAAUCCAACUUGUCAUUAAAUUUUUUUUUAGUGACAGUUAAUCGUAAGGUAAUUAGUAUAUGUAAUUAGUAUAAUUACUCAGGUGAUUAUGGAAAUGAACAGAAGUAAAAAGUAAGUAAAGUAGAAGUAAAAAAUAAAAAGAAAGAAAAUACAGUUGCUCUGACAAUCCCCGAGCAAGUAUAUUUAAAAAAAUAUUAUUAUUCUCCUCUGGCUCAGUAAAUAUUGUGGAAUUAUUGAUCAGUCCGAUAUUAUGUGUCGUCGUUCUAAAGAAUAUCCAACCCCCCCCUUGAAUUUCCAAUUAAGCUUCAUACACAAUGUCGGGUUAUCACCUAAAUUUUUCUGUUACACACAUACUGCUUCAAUUAAUUGUAAUUAAUUAAUUGUGUAUGUAUAUAAAUGAUUUUAUGUUUUUAAUGGUGCCUACCUGAGCAGUAUAUUUUGAAUUUUUUCCUCCUUUCUGUGAUCCACGAUGGAAUGCCUGGGCUUGCCAGUAGUUCUUUUGUGGUUAUACUAAUGCUGAAAAAAGAGAGUAAUAUUAAAUUUAUUUAUUUUUAUACCACAAAGUUUCACUUAAAAGCUUCCUGCUUAUAUAAUUACAUUAACUUUCAGGCCUAUUAAUUUAUCUGCUAAUAGUAAAUAGUAGAUGCAUUGUGAAAUUAUUAUUUGAUAUCAUCAUCAUUACUUUCAUCCAGGAAGACAUUUGUUAAGAGUUAAAUUUUUGUUGACGUACUGUGAAUGUAGAGGGUGAUUUCUUCAUCAUAGAACAUUUCAAGAAAUAGCUUUCCCCACUCCUGCACAUAUGUUUUAAAGCGCCGAGGCUCAAGGUAAUCUGGAUCAUUAUCUUGAACCUGUAACGCCCGCAUCAAAGUCUGAAAACCCUACAGCAAGAAGCAAAUGCAGAUAACAAUUAAGCAUCAUUAUUUUUAUUUCAGACGCUCUCACAAAGAUUCUUUGCUGAUAGCGUAAAAGGAAUAAACAGCGACAGGUGAAUAUAUUACUGAGCAAUUACCAAGGAAAUUUCGCAAUGAUACGUACCUCGAUUGGUUUAAAUUCUGCUGGUAAAAUCUCUGCAGCAUUUCGGAGGUAGUAUCCGAUUGUUUUUCUCUUCAAAGACCGCGCAGCCCUGUCCACGCCCAAUAGCUUUUGCGGCUGAUGUUAAAUUUCACGGUGUUCGUUACAGGGUUAACUACAAGGCGACUUUGGGCAACUUCGUGUCUUAGAAGCUGAAGUUCCUGGCGAAGCUGGAAAACUUCAGCUGUUCUCUCUGCCAAUUCCGCCGCCUGGUCAUUAUUGAUCUUAACAUCUUCCAUUUUUUCAGCUCGUAACUGCUCAUUCUGAGCGCGCAGAUGGCGAAUACGCUGGUCGUACGCCUCAAGGAGUGGCAAAGAGAUAGUAGACUGCUCUACCUCAAAAUGCCUCAGUCCGCGUCUUUAGAGGGCGUUUGGCGCCUUCUCUAUCUUAAACAUGGAAAACAUUUUCAAGAAAACUAUUUUUUCGACGAUCUCUUCUGAUGACACGAGCGAAAUGAUUGUUGUUAAGUGACAAUAGCGAAAUGAUCGUUGUCCAGUGCACGCGUCUCUAUAACCAUUUACUCCAUUGCAUGACAACAAGAUAACAAUGGUGUCAACUGAGCGCGAAUUUCAAAGACGCUCAGCUGCGCUCAAAACAUGUUAUAGGCCGGUAACUUAACUUUUGACGAUUAAGAGACAAAGACGAGAAAACAAUACACAACUGACCACGAAAGCGUUGCAAGUUAUGAAUACUCUAAUGGAACUAAUGCACUGAAAGUGUUUCGUAACUAAAUUCCCCAUGAACUUUGUUACAAUUUCUUAGAUUGACUACUUAUAAUCUGCAAUAUGUCUGCGAAGAGUUAAAAUCGAUUAGUUUGAAUUGGGGAAGUAACAGUAGUAAUAGCGCAACAAUUGUGUUUUUAAAUAACACGAAAGACGCUUUUGUUUACUUAUACUUUUAAGACAUUCAAUAAUUUUAUCAUGACAAUUUAACCCUCCCAACAGCUUACUGAUAUUUCGAACAUAAUUGAUAGCAGCGGCAGUUCUUCGCUGUAGGUAAGCUACUUUCCCCGCAGGGGAUUCGGCUUAUCAGCUGGCCUAUUGCAAAGCAUUAAAAAGACCAGAAAAUAGGCUUAUUACUUCGCUUCACUUUUGAGUUUCUUUUCCGAUGACUGGGUUUUGCUUGUAGUUGUUUUGCGCCUUUCCAUUUGUAUUUAAAAGUACAAACCCUAGCCCUUUUAGCGUGCUCCUGAACGUUGACAUUCGCCGGUUUACGUGAAGAAAAGAAAUAACUUCUGCAGCCCGCGCUUCAUGUUACAAAGUUUCCCUUCCGAACCCCCGGUAAAAUUGUCUUUGUUCUGAGCGACAUUUCCCUUACCCUACCCCGAGAAUUGUGAUAUUAUCAACAUCUGGUAGUCAACGAAUAUUUUGAAUCUCGCGCUCGGAAAUUAGCUUAGCGUCGGUUCUUUCAAACCUUUGUUCCAGAAACAAUAGAGCCUCUAAGCUGCAAACAAUUAAAAUGCCUCUGAAAGGAAGGUAAUCCAGUGCCAUUUUCUACCCAAAAUUAAACACAAAGUUUGAUAUGGGUAAAGGAUAUUGAAUGUUCGUAAAGGAUAAGGAUCAAUAUGGAUGUAAUUAACCACUUUCUAUUUGGAGAAAUACUCAAAGAAAUGAAAUGAUUAUAGCUCAUCCAUCUUCCGUAGAAUUACCGUGGUAUUUUGACCAAUUUCGCUUAUAAAACUUUACGCCUCUUUAAUAUUCUUUGCGCAUCUUUACUCACUGUUCUUUACCAACCUUUAACAUUCUUAAACAUUCUUUACGCACAACCAAUCUUUACGUGCCGUUAAUUCUCUUUACAAAUCUUUAGCGUUCUUCAACGACCCUUAACUUUCCAUUCGCACAAUCAGUCUCUUCGUGCUUUUAAUUCUCUUUCCGCAUCUGUAUUCUGUCUUUUAUACCGGUUCUAAAUUUUCUGUUCGCAUAAACUGGUAAUAAAAGCCACAGCAAGAGAUUCUUAAACGCUGCUCUUACAUUUACCAUCAAGUCUACUUGAUAUCUUCCUAAUUGCCUGAUGAAUGUGGCGAGCUGUUCGCUGCUUUGUUUUUUCGAACUUUUUUUUGGUUGUCUUACUGUUAGCUCUCAGUGUAUUUCCAUUGCCAAAUGCCAUUUAUAGCUAGCCUACUUUUGUUUCCUGUUUUCUUUUUGUAUGUUUAUAUGUAACCUCUCUCUCCACAGAAAUCAACGCGACUUUCAAGACGGUUUGCCCUUGAUUACUUUGAAUAAUUGUGCCCAGCCUAGUUUUUCCGCGGGAAAUGAAACCAAGAAUGACAGGCUCCAAAGUAAACCGUCUGUCCAGCAAGAGGGUGUAUAUACCGCACUAUGUCCUCAGUCAAUGAUGGUAAUUAUACAUAAAAUGUAACGAAAUUAUCCAAUGUGAUCCAAAUGCGAUUUUUGAAAAACAAAAAAUUGAAUUAAAAUUUCCUAAUCAGUAAAACUGUGUUUCGCAGACGCCUGAAGAGGAUGGUUCACGAACGUACGCGUCGCUUGAUGAAUCUACAAGAGAAGCCAAAGACAUUGAAUGUGAGAAUUUAAUACCAGCUCAUGGGUAUGUUAAUACUUUACCAUCAGAAAACAUGUCAAAAGCUAUGGUGGAUUGUUUGUUAGAAAUUUAGCGUUAACCCAGGAUUAGAAAGCUGAAGUAAACCAAGUGUUCAGAGUACUUAGAUUUUGGGAGGAGUUCAUUUCAUAGGUGGCAAUCGAGUCUACAGUUUUUUCCUCCCUGUUAAACAAUCUACGUACAGUUGAAAUUCCCGAUGAAAUAAUUUCUUAAAUUAAUUAACAGCUAACCUCUUUUCUUUUGUUUGUUUGUUUGUUUAUUUAUUUAUUUAGGCUCCGUAAACCGUUUGUCCAACGGGAGGGUAUAUAUACAGCACUGAGUCCAGAGCCAUUGAUGGUAAUGAAUUUAAAUUACUUAAUAUGAUCCCCAAAAGAUUUUUCAAUACAAGAUUACAAAAAAAUGGAAUGAAAAAAUUGCGAUACGUCUAAGUGUUUUCAAACUACUCAGCUAUAUCUAUCUAUCUAUCUAUCUAUCUAUCUAUCUAUCUAUCUAUCUAUCUAUCUAUCUAUUCCUCUAUAUAUCUAUUUAAACAUCGCAAUUUCUCAUGUGAAAAAUCACAUUAUUGCCAGUUAGAAGGAUUUCAUUUGGAAAUAGGCAUUACGUUUCAGAACCACUUGUCUAAACUUUUAGCCGUAUCUAUGUCAAAGAUCGGAGUUUAUAUCAUCAGAAGAUGUAGUAAAUUAAUUGCUUGAUGGUAAGCACAAUAUGUCACAAAGACCUGAAUAGAAAUUUCAAUUAACUACAUACAUGUUUUACACGAUCAGGAGAAAAUGAUAUUUACUCUUGACAUGAUCUUAUUAUCGCUGGGUUGCGUUUAUGGUGUCGUUCAAUUUUGUUUCUUGACAAUGGAGAGUUUAGUCAAGCAAACAGCAAUUUUCAAAGAAAUUGAGAGCACAGUUGGAGUCGAUAAACCUUGUCUGUAAAGUAGAUAAAACCAUCAGUUUUCUCACAAAUAAAACUGGAUAUUUGCAGGCUCCAGAAGGUGAGGGUUCUCGAACUUACACAUCCACAGUGGAAGACGGCGACGUUGAAUAUGUGAAUCAAAUACCUAAUCCUGAAUAUAUGAACCAGAUACCUACUCCUGAGUAUGUUAAUGCUUGAGUGAGGUGUUCGCGAGACGGCUGACGCUAAUUUAGGAUUAUAAAGCUGAAGUAAACGACGUAAUGUUAGUACUUGUCCCAGCAAGACCACAUAAGAAAAACACGAAUUUCCGUUGGGUUAAUUUAAUCGUGGUUUGAGAAACCCACAGUAAAUGGACUCUAAAUUAUGCCAA
This is a messenger RNA of Pocillopora meandrina, 5666 nucleotides long. The record is from the annotation of a GenBank genome assembly. NCBI's taxonomy places the organism in Eukaryota, Metazoa, Cnidaria, Anthozoa, Scleractinia, Pocilloporidae.